GACAGGCACCGUGCCUUUUCCGCGAAUGACCUGCUUCAACAAUCUGAGUUGGAGCGUGCAGCUGUUGCCCUGCUCCGUAAACGCGGCUACAUCGUGUCGGAAGCAGCGUCCCGAAGCAAGGCCGCCGAUGGAGCCAUUCGCAGGAAGGUGGAAUUUGGUAAUCUCGCCGCAUGGGUGAACUCAACAAUGCCACCUCUGCGCGAUGAAUUGCGAGCUGCGCUCGCUCCCCUUCUACAGCACAUGAUCAGCGAGCUGAUGGAUUUUCAAAAGGUGUCUGCGGCACGCCAGCUUCUGGCCUCGCAUGAGAGCCUUCUCCAUGCAGGAUCUGAUGAUGCCGGGUUGCAAGCAUUGCUCAAGCUGCAGGAUGAGGAGUUGUCCUGCCACUUCCAGCAACAGAAGCCAGCAGAGGUGGUCUUGGGCAAGCUUGCGCAACACUUGCUCCUCUCGCGCUUGAGCAGCCCAGAGAUGCUUCCUUUGGCAACCCUUUUCUUCAACUGCGUGCAUGUCCGUGUUCGAGCCGAGAGAGCCGAGACGCAUGCGACAGCUGCGGCGGUGCCGGAGCAAGCCGACGAAGGGGGCAGAGCUGUGGCUUGUUUCUCGGCCUUGUCGCGCCUUCCGGCGGCACAGGCGGGGCAGCACCAGUCCAGCGAAGAUCGGGGGCCGUCGGCUGCUGCAGUUCUGAUCCAGGCUGCGCAGAGCAUUCACUUCGCUACUGCAUCGCCGAACACCAAGCAUGUGGUGGCCGGGUGUGGGCAUGACCUGGUUCUUUGGAGCGAUGUCGACUUGAGCGGCGCAGCCGGAAAAUCGCCUCCAAGGGGUGUAGCACUGAGUGUGCGCCGAGGCCGCACUGUUUCGGCGGCUUUCCACCCGUCAGCCGACUUCUUGGUAUCUGGUGGCCAGGACGGAGAUCUCAGACUUUGGAAUACUGCUACAGGGACACCAGUGCACGCAUACCGGUGUGGUGGUACCGACGAGCCUGUGUGGUGCCUGGACUGGAGUCCACUCGGCCAGUAUUUCUUGUCAGGAACAGAUGGCGAGACGGCUUUGUGGAGUGUGGAGCAUGCUUGCGCUCUACGCGUAUUGGGCUCCCAACUGCCGCGUCCAUCUCCCGUGCGAGCUCUCAGGGUUCAUCCGAGCGGCCGCUUGGCAGCCGUGGCGACCCGCGAGCGCGUCUGUCUCUGGGACUUGGCGUCGGCGGCGCCGGCACAGGAGCUGCAACUCAAAGAUUGCACUGCUUUGGCUUUCUCUCCUGAUGGUUCCAUCCUGGCAUGCGGUUCGAGCAACAUGGAGGAUAGCCUGAUGCUGUGGCAGCUGGCGUCCAACAGAACGUCGAGCCACAAGCAUGGAGGAGCUGUCAGUGCUUUGUGUUUUGCGUGGCCUGGUUUCCUACCAGAGCAGGAUCGGAACAAAGCUUUCCUCUGUUCUGGAGUCGCAGACGAAAUGCGAAUGCACAGCCUCAGCGUCAACACAUUCCACGACUGCUGGGACGAUCUGGUCGAGGCCGAGGCCACCUUCCAAAUGCCACGUUCUUCGCAGGGAACGGAGGCCGAUCGAGAUCGUGCACGAGUGCUCUCCUUGGUGGGGGCUUCGGGGAAGAUCCUUUGCAUUUCUGCGAGAUCAAAGCCGGAC
Molecule: messenger RNA, 1629 nt
Organism: Symbiodinium necroappetens
Lineage: Eukaryota; Dinophyceae; Suessiales; Symbiodiniaceae
Source: the annotation of a GenBank genome assembly